Drosophila santomea is the source of this 366-nucleotide messenger RNA. RefSeq lists its product as uncharacterized. The transcript is spliced from 2 exons. The coding region runs from base 43 to 288 and encodes 81 amino acids. Lineage: Eukaryota; Metazoa; Arthropoda; Insecta; Diptera; Drosophilidae. Gene Ontology annotation, molecular function: serine-type endopeptidase inhibitor activity. The record is from RefSeq and is a predicted model, not a curated record.
AUCAUUUCAAGGGAAUAACUUAAGUAUAUUCAUAUACUCCAAAUGAAGAUUUAUCUUUUUAUUCUCUCACUCGCAUUGUGGCUUUUGAAUAUCUUGGCCCUUAAGGAUCCCAUUUGCGGUCAGAAAACUAAGGUCAAUAAAUGUAUAGUGCUGGGUAAAGAAUCUCCAGUGUUUUAUGGCUAUAAUGAAACAAGUGAUGAGUGUUACAAAAUCAAAAAUCCCUGUCAAAAGUCAGUCAGAAGAUUUGCAACCAAAGCGAUCUGUGAGCAGAUAUGCCAGGAGAAGUGAUAGAAAUAUCUUAUGUAAACAUGUUUGGUUUUUAACAGAAAAACGAUAAAUAUAAUUUCUUGAAAAGCUUUGAUUGUG